AUGAACGGGUUCUCAAAGCACGAGCUUGACGAGGAUGCGUUUGGGGAGAAGAGUGAUGUUGGAGGUGGUUUGAGAACAUUUGAUGCCUUUCCGAAAACAAAACCCAAUUACACAACUGCAUCUCGUCGCGGCGGACAAUGGACUGUAAUCAUCUUCGCAAUUUGCACAUUCCUCACAUUCGGCGAGUUCGUCAACUGGUACCGAGGCACUGAGAACCAACACUUCAGCGUCGAAAAGGGUGUAUCCCGCCAACUACAAAUGAACAUCGACAUGGUCGUCAAAAUGCAUUGCAAUGAUCUCCGAGUCAACGUGCAAGAUGCCUCGGGGGACCACAUCAUGGCCGGCAUGCUACUGAUGAAGGACGGCACGAAUUGGGAACUGUGGAAUGAGAAGCUCAAUCAGCAGUCCUCGAGUGGUGUGCCGGAGUAUCAAACGCUUAAUGCGGAGGAUGUGAAGCGAUUGAUGGAUCAGGAAGAUGAUGCGCAUGCUAGGCAUGUCUUGUCGCAUACGCGCAGGAAUCCUAAGAGGAAAUUCCCCAAGACUCCUAGGUUGUCGUCGAAAUAUCCUACAGACUCUUGCCGUAUUUAUGGUAGUCUGGAGUCAAAUAAAGUACAUGGUGACUUUCAUAUCACGGCACGCGGCCAUGGCUAUAACGAAGUCGGUCAACAUCUAGACCACUCAAAUUUCAACUUCACUCACAUGGUUACCGAACUCUCCUUCGGCCCUCACUACCCAUCCCUCCUCAACCCUCUCGACAAAACAGUCGCAUCCACCGAAACCCACUACUACAAAUUCCAAUACUUCAUCAACGUUGUUCCCACAAUAUAUGCAAAGGGCAACAACGCUGUUGAAAAAUACACCGCAAAUCCAGCCAAAGCCUUUGAGAAAUCGCGUAACACCAUCUUUACGAACCAGUAUUCGGCAACUAGCCAAUCGCACCCUCUGCCCGAGAGUCCCUUCAACACACCUGGAAUCUUCUUCAAAUACAAUAUUGAGCCAAUCUUGCUGUUUGUGAGUGAGGAGCGGGGUAGCUUUUUGGCUUUGUUGGUGCGGUUGGUGAAUGUUGUUUCCGGUGUGAUUGUGACAGGUGGUUGGUUGUAUCAAUUGACUGGAUGGGCGACGGAGGUGGUGUUGAGACGCAGGAGACGUGGAGGGUAUUCGCAAGGUGUUUUGAAUGGAAGGACUCAUUCGGCUGAAGAUGAGGAGUGA
Molecule: messenger RNA, 1209 nt
Organism: Talaromyces marneffei
Lineage: Eukaryota; Fungi; Ascomycota; Eurotiomycetes; Eurotiales; Trichocomaceae
Exons: 4
Coding region: 1-1209 (402 amino acids)
Biological process (GO): endoplasmic reticulum to Golgi vesicle-mediated transport; retrograde vesicle-mediated transport, Golgi to endoplasmic reticulum
Cellular component (GO): endoplasmic reticulum membrane; endoplasmic reticulum; COPII-coated ER to Golgi transport vesicle
Source: RefSeq, a predicted model, not a curated record